Molecule: messenger RNA, 720 nt
Organism: Ramularia collo-cygni
Lineage: Eukaryota; Fungi; Ascomycota; Dothideomycetes; Mycosphaerellales; Mycosphaerellaceae
Product: related to putative haloacid dehalogenase-like hydrolase
Exons: 3
Coding region: 1-720 (239 amino acids)
Source: RefSeq, a predicted model, not a curated record
AUGAGCUCAAAGGCAGCUCGGAGCUUCGCGCCGCUUGGAAGUUCCCGUUUGAAUGGAGCUGGAUCCGGCGAGCAGCUCAAGGGUGUUGUGUUUGAUAUGGAUGGCACGCUAUGCGAACCACAGAAUUACAUGUUCAAGGAGAUGAGAGACGCUCUCAAAAUUGACAGUGGGAUUGACAUCCUUGAGCAUAUGCAUUCACUCCCAGAACAAGAGCAGAAGGAAGCUUUCACCAAAAUCCAAGACAUURAAAGCAACGCCAUGGUGAAACAGAAACCACAACCUGGACUCAUUACCCUUAUGGAGUAUCUCGAUYGCAACAACAUUCUCAAGGCAAUCUGCACGAGAAAUUUUGACUCGCCCGUGAAUCAUUUCCUGGAGAAUCACAUUCCAAAACACCUCAAUGCGUUUGCUCCUAUCAUCACGAGAGAGUUCAAGCCUGCAAAGCCAUCUCCUCAUGGCAUAUUGCACAUAGCUCACGCCUGGAAUGUCGUGGAAAGUGCCUCUGUUCCUGACACGCCCGCCAAGGAACGUCCAAUUCCUGUGCUGAUGGUUGGUGAUUCCGUCGAUGAUAUGGCGGCUGGGCGGGAUGCUGGCUGCGUUACUGUGUUGUUGAGAAGCGAAGGAAAGGAGGAUCUGGAAACCGAUGCGAGGACCGACGUCGUGAUCAGCAGACUUGACGAGCUUGUGRAGCUUCUUGAGAAUGGUCUUCAAGCUAGAUAG